Protomyces lactucae-debilis is the source of this 1503-nucleotide messenger RNA. Its product is annotated as fungal-specific transcription factor domain-containing protein. Gene Ontology annotation, molecular function: transcription cis-regulatory region binding; DNA-binding transcription factor activity. The transcript is spliced from 2 exons. Gene Ontology annotation, cellular component: nucleus. Gene Ontology annotation, biological process: positive regulation of transcription by RNA polymerase II. The record is from RefSeq and is a predicted model, not a curated record. NCBI's taxonomy places the organism in Eukaryota, Fungi, Ascomycota, Taphrinomycetes, Taphrinales, Protomycetaceae. Bases 1 to 1503 code for a protein of 500 amino acids.
AUGCAGCUCAAAUGGGACCAAGGCCUCGCCUCACGCGGUCGCCUCAAGGGUCAAAAGACAUUCGGCGACCCUGCAACCCCCUGCAAGACCGUGCGUCUGGGAUCCAUCGAAUUUGUCGACUGCACACACGACGCGAUACGCAAGCGGAAGCGUCAGGAGAGGCAUGAUACGAUCAUAGCUACAAGACCACCCAAGAAGGAACGCCUAGAAGAUGUGCAGCCUGUGCGAACAUUGUCUCCAAUAUCGCUACCGACGCCAUUGCCAGCGCUGCUCAUGACGGCCGACAAUCGCAAGCUUUUCGAGUACUACGUCAACCAUGUCUCUGUCAUUACCGUCGUCACGGACUCUGAAAGAAAUCCAUUUCGACAUAUCCUGCCGCAGCUAGCAUUUGAGUCGCCACUCAUCAUGUCCAAUAUCUUGGCCAUUGCAAGUGCUAAUCUCGCGAAUACCCAUCCUAACCAUCCCCUCACCUCCUCAACCUUUCAGCAUCUAAGUCAAGUCCAUACACUCCUACAAGAACGACUGCAGGACCCAGUGCUGUGUCUGAGUGAAAUCACACUUGCUGCGAUUCUUGGACAAGUGAGUUAUCAGCUCCACCACGGAUCCGUCUCGCAUUGGCGUAUCCACCUGACUGCUGCCCGAGGCAUUGUGAAUGCACUCGGUGGACCGAAACGAUUGUUGCAGUUACCGACGAAUGGAGGAUAUGGUACAACGCCGAAUACGCAUUGGCGAUUCUAUGUACAGCAUCUCGCAUGGCUUGAUAUCUUAGCAGCCACAACGAGUGAUUCGAAAAAGAUUGGCAGUGCAGCGUACUGGGAAGCGCUGAUUGAUGCUACGCAGAAUCCGCAGCGAAACAUACAGCAUUCACCGGAUGGCAAGCAAGUGACUCAGGAAGCAGCGUACGGGAUGAGCGAUCUUAUGGGAUGUUCAGAGGAGAUUCUCGGCAUCAUUGCUGAAAUGACUCGACGGUAUGAUGACUUUUGCAGUACAGAUACACUCCCUAACCUUGCGAAUGUCUGUCAGCGUAUACAGGAAACACCGAAAGAGUUGAAGCAGCUGGAGGACUAUUAUAUUGCAAAGCUGGACGCUCUCGCACCGGCAGGCAAACCAGCAACGCCAGGAGAAGCGUUGCAUGAGCUCUUUCGUUUAUCUGCACGCAUCUAUUUGCACUAUCGCAUUUUGCAUACACCCUGCUACAGCUUGACGGUGCAAAGCUUGUUAUCUCAAGCAAUUUCACUGUUACCCCUGAUUCCAACGCCGUCGUCGCAGGAAUAUGGAUUGCCAUGGCCGCUAUUCAUCCUUGGCAGUGUCAGCAUUUACUCCAUGCAGCAAAAAGUUGUGCAUAGCAGGUAUGAGCGGAUCGCCAAACACAUGGGAUUCGGCAAUCAGCAGCGAUGCUUGGAGUUACUGCAAGAAGUCUGGACGGGUUGGCGAGAAGCAGAACGUGCAUGUCGCGCACGAGAAGGUGGAUCUAUCCUGGAGAAGGAUCUCGUUUGCUUUUAG